Rotaria sordida is the source of this 957-nucleotide messenger RNA. Lineage: Eukaryota; Metazoa; Rotifera; Eurotatoria; Philodinida; Philodinidae. The record is from the annotation of a GenBank genome assembly.
AUGAUUGAAUCUAAAAUAAAUGACUGGGAUCCACGAUUAGGUGAUGAAGCACGUGCUUAUACUUCGUUUAUAUCACAAAAUUUUCCAGCACCGAAAAAUUUGACAUUACAAGCAAUGCGUGAACGAAGUGAAAAUGUACAUGCAAAAGUAAAUGAAAAACUUAUUGGUACAUUUAAAGGCAUAGAAGAAGAAAGAAAAAUAAAAAUAGAUGAAAAUAUAGACAUACCAAUUACAAUUUAUACACCAGCUAAUGUUACAAAAGAUAAAAUGGUCAUAUAUUUUCAUGGUGGAGGUUGGACGAUAGCUAGUCGAAAAACACAUCAAACUAUUGUUAAUAUGCUUGCUGAUGCAACAAAAUCUAUAUGGAUUUCAGUUGCAUAUCGUCUUUCACCUGAACAUAAAUUUCCUAUUUGGCUUGAUGAUGGAUGUGAAGUCACUCGACAAAUUCUUGCUAAUAAAACUGCUUAUGGUGCUGAUGAAAAUACAAAAAUUGGUGUUGCAGGUGAUAGUGCUGGUGGUUUAAUUGCUGCAUCAGUUUGUCAUACAAUAAAAAAUCUUGAUUUUCAAAUUCUUGUUUAUGGUGCAUUUGAUUUUGCCGAUGGAACAGAAUCACAUAAAGAAUUUACUAGUUCAGAACAUAUUUUAACACCUGCAGUACUUUCUUGGUUUAAUUCAAAUGCAUUACGUAAUGAAAAUGAUAAGAAAGAUCCUCGAGCAUCUGUUUUAUUAUAUGAAUCAUUUGAUGGUAUACCACCAUGUUUAUUUAUUGUUGCUGAACUUGAUCCAUUACGAGAUGAUAGUUAUGAAUAUCAAAAAAAGCUUGAAAAAGCUGGAAUUAAAACAAAAUUAGUAUUAAUUAAAGAUGUUAUUCAUUCAUUCUUUAGUUUACCAGGAAUUUAUGAAAAAACUUGUGGACAAGCUAUAGAAGCUGUUAAAGAAUUUAUGGAUUCAUUGUAA